This is a messenger RNA of Solanum dulcamara, 2386 nucleotides long. RefSeq names its product protein POLLENLESS 3-like. The record is from RefSeq and is a predicted model, not a curated record. Lineage: Eukaryota; Viridiplantae; Streptophyta; Magnoliopsida; Solanales; Solanaceae. The transcript has 5 exons. Gene Ontology annotation, molecular function: protein binding. The coding region runs from base 343 to 2166 and encodes 607 amino acids.
UUUCCUCCUAAUUUCUACUCAAUUGUUGGCGUCUCCUCUUAUCAACGGAUACCUUAUAUUUAACGGCUAGUUUGUUCUCAAUAGACCGCUUUCUCUCUCUCUCUCUCCGGCGAGAAAAAGUAGCUUUCUUUUUUCCUCUUUUCCCAAUUUUAAUACCACUUUCUUGGUGAUCAAGUUUCAGUAGAAAAAGAAUUGAUCACUCCAUCUGUUUUACUAAAAGAAAGUGUCUUCAAGAAUUCACAAUCCAAUUGUGAAAUUCAAAUUCAUCCUUAAUAUUGUUAUUUUGAAUCAGGAUUUUACAUUUUCUUGCAAUUUGCCAUAAAGGGUUUAUCGUAAGAAUCAAUGUGGAGGAAUAACGAGAGUGUUCAUAUGUCUUUCUUGACCCCACCGCCGAAAUGGAGGUCGCCGGCGUCGGACAAGAACCAGAGGUGGCCAACGAGUGCUAAAGCUGAUCUUUUUCAUGUCAUUCACAAAGUUCCUUCUGGUGAUUCUCCUUAUGUCAGGGCCAAACAUGUUCAAUUAAUUGAUAAGGAUCCAAGCAAGGCAAUUUCUCUGUUCUGGGCAGCAAUUAAUUCCGGUGAUCGAGUUGACAGUGCUCUGAAAGACAUGGCAGUGGUGAUGAAACAGUUGGAUCGUUCAGAUGAGGCAAUCGAAGCAAUAAAGUCAUUUCGAAAUCUUUGUCCCUCCGAGUCUCAGGAGUCCAUUGACAACAUCUUGAUUGAACUCUACAAGAGGUCUGGUAGGCUCCAAGAAGAGAUUGAAUUACUUGAACUGAAAUUGAAGAACGUUGAAGAAGGCAUAGCGUUUGGUGGGAAGAGGACUAAGAUUGCUAGAUCUCAAGGAAAAAAGGUCCAAAUCACAAUUGAAAAGGAGUACUCGAGAUUGUUGGGGAACUUGGCAUGGUCACACAUGCAACUGAAUAACUUCAAAUUGGCAGAGGAGUACUAUAGAAAAGCACUCUCUCUCGAAUCAGAUAAGAACAAGCAAAGCAAUCUGGCAAUCUGUUUGAUGCACAUGAACAAGAUUGCAGAAGCUGGGUUUCUGCUUCAAAGCAUAAAAACCUCAGAUAGAAGGCAGAUGGAUGAGUCAUGCACCAAGUCCUUCGAGCGUGCCACUCAAAUGCUAGCUGAGUUAGAAUCUUAUGGCACUCAAAACUCUAAGGGACAGGAGGAAGAGAUUCGCGAGGUAAGGAUAGGAUCGUCCACAUCAGAUGGACAUAAUCGCAGGGGACACGAGAGGCCACAUCCACCUCCAUUUUCUGCUUCUGAACCUCCAAAGCCUUUUUUUACUCAACCAAGAAGAUAUUCAUGUUCACUCAAUGAUGGCGAUUGGUUCACUAAGGACUCUGUUAGUGCCUGCAGUCGAAGAUUGUUAUUUGAGCAAACAUCAAAUAAUGAGAAUGUGCAGUUAGUUGUGAAUCAUAAUUUCAACAAGCUCAGUUCUGCCGAUGAGAUGAGCAAAGGAGCGUCCCUUGUACAGGGAGAGGUCUUCUCUAGGUCAUGGGGAAAUGGCGCUAACGUGGAAAGUGAAUGUGAUUUGCAGCCACUUUACUGCAAAUGGAAAAACAACUCUUCCGGAAAUGAUGGAUCAGAUAAAACUUCUCUAGAGUUGUCUAAGUCUCCGACAGAAUCAUUUGCUGAUAUUACAAAUGCAAGAAAAUAUUCAGAAGAUGGGGGUAAAGAUUGUUGGAGUUCCACUUUGACUUACAGAGAUGUGGUGACAUUAGCGGAUACCACCGAACACUUGGAGAGCACAAACUUGAAACCUUUAGACUUGGCUGCAUGUACAAGCAAGAAAAGUUGGGCUGAUAUGGUGGAAGAGGACGAGAUAGGUUUGCAAUUCCAUGAAAAUCCAAGCAAAUAUGCAGAUGAAAAUGAGAAUAUCGAUUCAAAUAUUAUUAAUCUUAGCCAAAGCAUUGAUACAUUGUGUCUGAGUGAAGGAUAUCAUACACAACCUGGACGAGAAGUGAGGCGUUCCUUGUGCUUUGAUCAGAAUGACAGACAAGAAAAUUGUUCAUCUAAAUCAAAGGGGAAGGAGCUCAAGUCUGGAAGCUUGAACUCCUUGCCCCCUAUAGGAGACAUUGCUUAUCAAACUCCAGUCACAUUGAUGCGGAGGAACAGAUUGCAAGUAUUCAGAGAUAUAACUCCUGAAAGUCCUAAACCUUGAACUAUUUUCAUGUACAGAAAUAACUAGUCACACCAAAUGGUUUUGCAUGAUGCCUGUAGUGUACUUAUUGGCUGAUCUUAUGAUCAUUUAAAUACUGCAAGACCUUUCAUGCUAGCCUAGCCUUGAGAAACAUAUGUUUGGUAAGUGUGUAAAUUUUUUCUAAACUGACUUCGCUUAAGUGAAUGGAUUUACUUCUUCAAAUUACUGUAUUUGGUGCCUU